CCCGUUCCUCACCUCGCUCCGAGUCCCCUGGCCACCCCGUGCCCCCCCCCCCCCCCCGGGCUCCCCGCGAUGGAGGCCGCGACCCCGUGGGCCCCGCGCCUCCCGCUGCUGCUCCUGCUGCUGCUCCUCGGGGUGGAGGCGUCGCCCUUCAGCGUGGAGGGCUGGCUGGAGCGCUAUGGCUACCUCCCGGGCGGGGCGGGCCGCAUGUCCACAAUGCGCUCGCCGCGGGCCAUGGCGCAGGCCGUGGCGGCCAUGCAGCGCUUCUACGGCAUCAACGUGACGGGCAGCGUGGACCACGGCACGCUCGAGGAUUUCUCGACAAAAUGGUGGAUGAAGAGGCCGCGCUGCGGAGUCCCCGACCGCUUCGACCACGGCCCCGGUGUGCGGCGCCGCCGCUACGCACUCACAGGCCAGAAGUGGCACCACAAGCGCAUCACCUACAGCUUGCAGAACUCCACCCCAAAGGUGGGCGAGGCAGACACGAGGCGGGCGAUCCGCCGGGCAUUCGACGUUUGGCAGCGCGUCACGCCGCUCGCCUUCGAGGAGAUCCCCUACCACGAGAUCCGCAGUGGGCGGCGCGACGCCGACAUCAUGAUCUUCUUCGCGUCGGGGUUCCACGGGGACAGCUCCCCCUUCGACAGGGAGGGCGGCUUCCUCGCCCACGCCUACUUCCCCGGUCCAGGCAUCGGCGGCGACACGCACUUCGACUCGGACGAGCCGUGGACGCUCGGAAACAAAAACAACGAUGGGAACGACCUCUUCCUGGUGGCCGUGCACGAGCUGGGCCACGCGCUCGGGUUGGAGCACUCCAAUGACCCCAAUGCCAUCAUGGCGCCCUUCUACCAGUACAUGGACACGGUGCACUUCCAGCUGCCGCACGACGACGUCCUGGGCAUCCAGCAGAUCUACGGGCCUCCAGCCAAGGAGCCCGACCCGACGAAGCAGACGUCGCUGCCCCCUCCACAGCGGCCCGAGCCGCCGUCGCGCACCCGCAGGCCCGACAAGCGGCCGCGGCCCCCCAAGCACCCCCUGGACGAGCGGCCAGGCCUCCCCGGGGCCCUGCCCAGCAUUUGCGAGGGCGGCUUCGACACGGUCACCGUGCUGCGCGGAGAAAUGUUCGUGUUCAAGGACCAGUGGUUCUGGCAGGUGCGCAACAACCGCGUGGUGGAGGGCUCCCCGAUGCUCAUUGGUCAGUACUGGCGCGGACUGCCCUCCAAGAUCGACGCCGCCUACGAGCGCCCCGAUGGGAAACUCGCCUUCUUCAAAGGCAACAAGUUCUGGGUGUUUAACGAGGCUGGGCCGGAGCCCGGCUACCCGCGCACGCUCUCGGAGCUGGGCAAGGGGCUGCCGCAGGACCGCAUCGACACCGUCCUCUGGUGGGACCCCACCAGCAAGACGUUCUUCUUCAAGGGAGACCGAUACUGGAGGUUUAAUGAAGACAAGCGGACUGUCGACAUAGACUACCCCAAGUCCAUUAACAUUUGGAAGGGAAUCCCAGAGGCCCCUAAGGGUGCCUUUGUUGGGAAUGAAGGAGCCUACACGUACUUCUACAAGGGCAAGGACUACUGGAAAUUCAACAACCACCGUCUGGCGGUGGAGCCCGGCUACCCCAAGUCCAUCCUGAGGGACUGGCUGGGCUGCGACGGCACGACCCACCGCCUGCGCCCCGGGGGCAUGCCCCACUCCAACGCCGACGUGGACAUUGUGGGCACGAUGGACGAGUCCACGAGCACGAUCAACGUGAUCGCGAUCGUCAUCCCCUGCAUCUUCGUCAUCUGCGUGCUGGCUCUGGCCUGCACGCUGCUGCAGCUCAAGCAGAAAGGCGUGCAGAGCCACGUGGCUCACUACAAGCACUCCAUGACCGAGUGGGUGUGACGCGCCAGCGCCUCGUGGGGCCGGCUCGCCGUCCAGUGUCGCGAGGGAGUCCGUGCGCGCCAUGGAGAAUGUCGCUUUGCAGAGCUCUACGGGGUUCCCCAUAUUUUGCACAACUUUGUAGGACGGCUCCUGUGCCCACCGUUAGUUAGCAUUCUGUUUAGAACUUGGAAAAAAAUCUGACUCAUUUGUUUCUUUUCCUCGUUAAACGAAAUGUGUAAGAUACAAGCUUCCGGAAGACUUGUUAAGUUCCAUCGAGCAGUCACACGUUGGGCUGUGCGUCAGUGCGGUUUGUCAACAUUUGGGGGACCCGGAGUGGCGGUGACUUGCAUGGGGAGCAGUUGAGUCCCGAUCCGGCCCAGCGGUCCCAGUGUUCAUCUUCUGCCCUUGGCUCGGCAAUUGUCACGUCAAAAAUCGACAAAGUUAUAUUUUCUUAAAUUUACUACAGUUACAUGUCCAGGCAUAGCAUAUUAUUCAUUGUUAUUUUAUAUAUAUAAUUCACAUUUUGCGAUGUAGGAAGUUUAUUUGACCAACUGUUUCAAACAUUUUAUGUUUAUUUACUUGAAUAAGUUCUCUAUUUCAUUUUUAUUACAAUUUUUUACAUUGUCCCCUCUUAUGAUUCCACGUUUUGUGGUGAUGUUUAACAAAUUUGUAUAAACGUGACAAUAUUGAGACCUGCGUAAACCACCGGCGAUCACACGCGAUGUCAGUAAUGCGAGAUGCACAGAAUCACGCUGCCACGCAGCGAAAACCAGACACAAUCUAGAAUAUCCACUUUCAGUAAAUGGUUCAUCGUUAUCCACCUUCAGGCUAACGGACACUUGACUACCGAUGAAUGCGCCGGGUGAGACGCCGUUGACACGGAAACGAGCGCAGAACGCAAAGGAGCCCCGGAGCGAUGCCAAACGAACACGACCCCGAGAUUGCCAUUUUGAACAAAGCAAAGGUUUUAUCGGUGCUCUGUUGAUAACAUUAAGUGGCCAAUGUCUUCACUACCACCAACACAAUGUAGGCACAGUGAUACGUGACAGGGCCAUGCCGUAGUGAACAACAACAGCAACGACAACAACAAGGGCCGAAUGGCAUUGCUCUGUAACAGCAGCUCGUUAAAAUAAUAACACAAAAGUGCUGUACAGCCCCUUGCCAAUCCGCUGCUGGAUGAAGGUCUCCCAUAACUCACCACGCUGGUUCUGCAGUGUGCGUUGGCGAGUUCCUCUCUCCGCAUGCACGCAAGCGGACGACGAGUGAUGUGUGUGGCCAUAAGCGACCCACGCAGGCCCUGCGCUAGGAGAGGGGCGAUGCGCGAUGGGAUGGGCGGCGAUGGAGCCCGAGCCACAGUAGGUCAACGUGUCGCCUCCCUUCUCGAAUGGGUACGAGGGCACCUUGAUUCAGCUUUGGAAAUUCAAUGUUUUCAUGGCAGGGUCCAGGCUGCCAUGGGAUAUCACUGUACAGAGUAAUGCUCUUUUGUGCAUGAAGUUUUUUUUAUUGAAUCAUUUUAUUUAUUUUAUCUGCCAGUGGGAGUUUGAGGACAGUAUCAAAUCACAGGUUAUUUAGCGAAGGAGCGAAUCGUUUUGUGACAAACACGAGUUUCAGAAAUUAUUUGGGAAAAACUAAACGACGGAGGGUUUCCACUUUACGGUGUGAGAACAAAGUUCGUAGAAAUGAGUGCGGUGAUGGCUCCCGUCGUUUUAAACUGCGCGUGCCCCGUGCCACAUCACGGUUAACUGGAGCCAACUGAGCGGUGACGGUGACGACGGCAUUGAAGCCGCGCGCACCAACUUAUUUACAAAAAGAAGAGAAAAAAAAGUAUUAAGCAGUGACGGCUGAAUUGCGAUCAAAAUAAUUCAGGAAUCGGUUUUAACAUUUUAAUGCUUUUUAUGCAAACAAUGAAAUAGCGAGGGGGUUUAGAACGUUGCAGUUAAGUUCAUCGCCAAGGAUGGCCGCGUGCAGAGUCAGCGAGACGCGCCGUGUCCUGCGUGUCCUGCGUGGCCUGCGUGUCCUGCGUGGCCUGCGUGUCCUGCGUGGCCUGCGUGGCCUGCGUGUCCUGCGUGGCCUGCGUGGCCUGCGUGGCCUGCGUGUCCUGCGUGGCCUGCGUGGCCUGCGUGGCCUGCGUGGCUCGCGUCUCGCGCAGGCCGACAGCCGCGACGUGUGUCUCCCGCUCGAAGGCAGAGGCGCGCUUUGGGGUGAUCGGCGCUUUCACCGGAGUUGACCGCUUUUUAGUUUUUUCUCGACUGUCCGCAGCCUGGCCAAUGGUCACCGUCUGCGCCCACGAGUGGAUUACCCGUGACACACGCGCCUCUCUUUAACCUGGGGCGGUGUGAAUGUGAUGGACUCAAUAGUGGUGCGAAUCUCUAGAUCAAACAUGGAAUACAUCUGCGAGAGCGAUAGGAAAGCGAGCGCGCGCGUUAUGUUUUGACCUUCAUUUCAACGUAACGUGGUUUGGAAUAGAACGGAAUUGUAGGUGGAAUUCCCUGGAUUUCGUGACAUCCGGGAUCCGAGGGACACGUUUUGUAUCGCUCAGCUCGCCCCUCGCGUGGCGCCGUGAGAUGAAGAGAGAGAGAGCACCCCGGCGGCUCCCGGGUGGCUUCCCUGGCUCGUGCAGAGACGCCCCACCACGCCACCACCACCACGCCACCACCACCACGCCACCACCACCACGCCACCACCACCACGCCACCACCACGCCACCACCACCACGCCACCACCACGCCACCACCACGCCACCACCACGCCACCACCACGCCACCACCACCACGCCACCACCACGCCACCACCACCACGCCACCACCACGCCACCACCACACCACCACGCCACCACCACACCACCACGCCACCACCACCACGCCACCACCACCACGCCACCACCACCACACCACCACCACCACGCCACCACCACGCCACCACCACCACGCCACCACCACACCACCACGCCACCACCACGCCACCGUGUCGCGCCGCGCCGACCGCACGAGGCAAGAGCUCGGACCUCACACGAGGGACUUGGCACGUUCACUAAGGCCGCGAUACUGACGUCACAAUGAGGUUAUUCAUCUGCCGAAUCUCAACAGGGUUCAUCCCAUAGACAGACUGGCGAUGGGGGCAAUGACAGCUGUUGUCGGUGGCCUCUUGCGCGGUGAAGUAAAGGAAUGGAAGCUGUACAGAGAGCACACUCUUCCCAACGAGUGAACCAGGGGAACGAGGGGCAGUCGUUAAUGUUGACUUACAAUCGGCUAACCCCAGAGCAUGACGUAGGUCUAGCACUCUAUAGACCACGUGCACAGACUGUAUUGUAGACAGGGAGGCAGCGGUUUAUGUGUUUUAGCAGAUGUCUUCCAGCUAUUCGUCUGGAAUUGAUUCCAGUUAAUUGAGUUGUUUUAAAUUUGCACUAUUAAUUUGUUUCAAAAGUACAGUAUUCUUAUGAUUUGUAGUUCAUUCGUGUUAAUCAUUAAUACAUACGAAGUUUACAACCUAUUUUUAAAUUGUCACCACUUUUAGUUUGUGAAUUUUCUUUAGUUUGCAUUGAAUGGACUUUUAAAACUAUUUUUAAAAUAUUUUUUACAUUUGGAAUGGUUAAAGUGUGUAACAUUUAUUUUUUCUUUUGCUAUAUCAACUUUUGUUUCUUUGGAGCGUAUUAAAUACAGUUUGUACCUCAAUUUGUUUCUAAGUUACCAACCGCAGCCCAUAGUGCUGCGUCCAUCGCAGGUGUCGGCCCCUCGCUGUGAACGCAGCCACCGAGCGAGGGGGUCCCGAGCGCCGCGGCUGCCAACCGGCGCCCUGCAGACGCCGGUGGCGAGAACUCGCGGCCCCUCGCUUCCAUCCCGAGAGCCAUUCCGGUCCCAGUUCGAUGGAAAUGUCACGAGAAUUGGGAUUUCCUCACGCCAUCUUCAAGCGGCUCUUAUUGUUGCUGCUGCUGUUGUUGUUCUUGUUGUCGUUUAGAGCGUCCCCUGUGGUGAGCACCGCGAGGAGCCCACAGCGCGCCUGAUUGGGCCGAUUUAAGUUUCCAUCUGCACCAUCGCCCGCCGAGUGACAUCGGCUGAUUGAAGAGCCUCAGUCCUCUGAUGCCACGCGCACUUGGCGUCACUCGCUAUGGGGAUCCUUCACGACACGGUGUCCCUUAACGAGGGGCAUUCGUCAGCCUUGACCGUGUACGGAUUUGCAACGGUCGGCGUGGGGAGUCGGAUGUGGGCCAUUUCACUUCCGUGGACGUCCUUUUCCGACGUGCUCGGGUUUCGCGAUGCGCGCUCAUCCCGAGUCACGUCCUCAAGCGAGGGCAAGGUCAGCUUCCUCGUUCGCCCCAGAAACGCAGGGUCACGCUGUUGUCAGUGAUCAUCGAAUCCUCGACAGAACCAAUUUGCCUUCGUUCUGACGAAGCCAGAGGCGUGAAUAUUGGCCAAAGGCUCGGGCGACAUCCCCGUGUGAUCCAGACCCAACGUGUCGUCAGUCUUCCUCCUCGUGUCUCAUUUGAAGCCAAAAAUGUAAAUCACACGUGGGAAAUACGGACAAGAACAAGAGCAUGCAAUAAAUCAAUCGUGUAUCAAUGCUGUAUCAAUUAGGGCCGAGGCACUUUUGUAGCGUGUUUAUUCCGUGGUUGUCGUGUGACGUCCCUUGUUUUGAGACUCAGUUGCUCUUUUCGAGCCGCGUCUGAGAUUCCGCAGCGUCUGUCCACGACGACGUUUCAGUUCACGCUCAAACUCAUCCCGUGGGGCCACGCAUCGAGACGCAAUUGUGGAACUGGUCUCUCAGUGUUUUGGCCGAUCGCGUAAUUCUCCACUUAAUUCUCUACUUCAUUCAAUCACUUUAUUCUCCACUUCGCUCUCCACUUCCUUCUCCACGACGAGUUGAAUGAUGUGGAGAAUGAUUGUGCUGCGUGUUUUUCACAAAUCCUAGCGAGAGGGGGCCUUGUCUAUCACCGCAUCUGGCAGUUAACCAGCAUCGGUUCUCGCAAGGCCACAUCUGCUGGUCAGACAGCGAAUGCCGAAACCGGUCCACGGUUUUUACUUGCGUCGAGCCAAUGCUGCUGAAGCGAUGCACUCCCAGAAGGCCGUGGGGCUGAUGGGAUGUGUCAAAUGUACUCGCAUGUGUUUAUCUGGAAGGACAGAUCUGUGAAGGAGGCAGUAUUGUCCGCUAAUCGAGGUGGUUAUCGUCUCCACGCCGACGACGCCGAUGGCGCCGCCUGUCGAGCGGCGCGCCUCGUGCCCGAGGGGAGACGCCGGCGUCGGGGCUGUGGCCCAGCCCGGGGCUGUGGCCCAGCCCGGGGCUGUGGCCCAGCCCGGGGCUGUGGCCCAGCCCCGGGCUGCCGGCCCCGGGUCACUCAGCGGCGGUGCGCACAGAGUGGUGACCUCGAUUAGCUCGCUCGUCUCGGCUCUAAUGGACCAUCACUGGACUCGCAUUUACAGAGCACAGCGCAAACCGUGCAAUGCUGUCUUAAACAACAACAACUAACGACCAUUACAUGAUAAUUGAACAGCGGUACGGUGUUUGGUUUUCAUUCGCACCUCUUUUACGCAAUGACGUUGCGAAGCCUACAAUGUGCGAGAGGCGGUCAGUACAUUCAUAACCUUUAGUAUGAAUGUAUCUCCUUAAUUCACUCUGCUAAGAGCUGAGGACCUUACACUCUGAACUGCCCGAAUGUAUUCCCGCGCAUUGCAUCUGCGAGCCGGCAAUUAGCUCGGCGUGAGAGCUCAUCCCGCGAUUAGAUCUCGAGAGUGUGUACAGGCACACGUCCCACUCGUGCAGGCGCGGCAGCCGCGUGUGUUGAUCGAAGGCAUUGUUGUUAACACCACGCCAACACCGACGAUGCAUGCUCCUCGUGGUCUCCAGCUGGCACCAAUGGAAUGUUUCAGUUCGCAUCUCACACGAGCGCUCGCAGCAGCAGCAGCGGACGUCGGGGCUGGCACGUUGUGGGUUUGUUGUAACUUGGUGCGGUGUGUCAACAUCGCCACUCGGGAGACAGAGGCGGCUGGUCGUGGUGCUGGCCACCCACCCCCUCGUGUACCGUGCCCGACUUCAUAGGUGCUCGCUAACAGCACUCGCUCCUUCAUACAGCCUGUUAAGGCGAUUCGGGGGAUCUUUGUUGUUGUAACUUGGCACUCAUUGCAACACAACCGAAUUGAUCAUACACGUGGUCUGACUAAUGAUCCCGAAUACGAGUUAUGUUCACCACGGAUGAAUACGAUUAUGUUCAUAUUCGCUAACGGAUAAUGAUGUGUAUGCUGUACUUAUACAGUACAUUGACGUGAGAUCAACACCGAGGACAUCAUCACGAAUGUGUUCACGAUUUCCCGACGCGGCAGCCAACACGAGCUCUGGUUCCUGUGGUUGAGGCGAAGCAGAGAGGAGGAGGUGUGGUGCCCGGGAACGCGCACACACACGUGGAACGCGUUCUCCCAGCAACAUCACAAGCCAAGCGUCGCUAACAGUUAAUCAUAUUUAGUGAUAUAUUUAGUGGAAGCAUUGACAGAUAUAUCUGUAUUCAUUUGUUCAAUAAUACGGCGUAACCCUGUUCGGUAAGGAAAUAACCUUUUGCUCGGAUGAAUGCGGAAUGAUGACGGUAGUUAUAAGCAUAAUAUUAUCAUCAUCAUCACCAUCACCUCUCUGUCCAUGCCCUGCUCCCCGUCCCUGCCCCGGGACGCCGUCCUCGUGGUGUCGUCUGCGGCGGCGGCCGCGUCUCAGUGGCCGACGGCGGCCGCAGCGACGCGACUCGUGCUCCCUCUCCUCUCCGCAUCGCAGUCGGAGUGUGCGUAACUCGAGACGAGCAUGUGCAGUCUUGUUUACAAAUGCACACGUGGAACGGCAUCGUGUGAUUUGAAUCUUACGUCUGUACAUAUGUCUUGUUGUUUUUUUUCUAUUUUAUGAAAUUAAA
This is a messenger RNA of Lethenteron reissneri (Far Eastern brook lamprey), 8734 nucleotides long. Its product is annotated as matrix metalloproteinase-16-like. The record is from RefSeq and is a predicted model, not a curated record. Gene Ontology annotation, molecular function: zinc ion binding; metalloendopeptidase activity. Gene Ontology annotation, biological process: proteolysis; skeletal system development; extracellular matrix organization. Lineage: Eukaryota; Metazoa; Chordata; Hyperoartia; Petromyzontiformes; Petromyzontidae. Gene Ontology annotation, cellular component: extracellular matrix; plasma membrane.